GAAGAACAAAAUAAUUGUUACCUUAAAAAACAUUGAUCAAUGGCUUGCUGCCAAAUUUAGUGCUUAAAAAAAUUCAAAAACCACCAUUUUCCAUUUUCAUCAUUUUCCUCCACUACCAAUUAUAAAACACAAUCCCACACUUCAUUGUUUUGCCUAUAAAUUAAGGCCUUCAGAAGGCGUGUGUUCACCAUACUCCACACUAGUUAUUCAAUUCAAUAAAAUUCUAUCACUUCUUUUCUUUCUUAGCUACCUCCUUCUUUCAUGGCUUCCAAUCAAACAACCACAACCCAUCCUCAAGAGCUCAAAGUACUAUCUUUUCCGGUCAAUAAUACCGAUAUCGAAAGGCAAACAAGCCUAGAAGAAAUCCCGGAAAAGGAGUUCGAUUACGCCGGAAGAGCACAAUGGCUCCGGGCAGCCGUCUUAGGAGCCAACGACGGGUUAGUUUCAACCGCGUCGUUAAUGAUGGGAGUUGGAGCAGUCAAACAAGACAUUAAGGCCAUGAUCUUAACUGGGUUCGCCGGACUAGUAGCCGGAGCAUGUUCCAUGGCCAUCGGAGAAUUCGUCUCCGUUUACUCUCAACUUGAUAUAGAACUAGCCCAAAUGAAAAGGGACAACAGAAAAAGGGCUGGUGAAAAUAAUCAGCCGAAAGAAGAGGAGGACUCCGAUAAGGAGAGCUUGCCAAACCCGGUCCAAGCCGCGGCCGCAUCCGCGCUUGCAUUUUCAGUUGGCGCAAUGGUACCUUUACUAGCAGCGUCAUUUAUAAAGGAGUAUAAAGUGAGGAUUGCGGUGGUUGUCGCCGCCGUUACGCUUGCUUUGGUGGCGUUCGGGUGGUUAGGGGCGGUUUUGGGGAAGUCUCCGGCGGUGAGGUCGUCAGUGAGGGUUUUACUUGGGGGCUGGUUAGCUAUGGCCAUCACAUUUGGUUUAACAAAAUUAAUUGGAUCUAGUGGACUGUAAUUUAACGCUUUUUAUUGUGACAUAUGUACUGUUUAUUACUGAGUAUAAGAGUGACAAAAUGAUAUUAUAUAUUUAUGUGGUUAUAUGUCUAAUCGAAUAAGCAAUAAAAGUGUCCGAUUUUCUACUCAGUUGUGCACGAUUAUCAAAUCAAAUUAAGGUCCUGUUACUAAUAUUUGGAAGUAUCGAAUUACUUUUGUAAUUGUAGGUAUGUAGUUAUUAUUAGGUAACAUUCUCAGCCAUUGGGUAAGGCUUAACAGUGCAUAUGUGUUGUUAAUCAUGAAAGCUAAUGCUAAUGAGAAAAGAGUAAUAUAC
Molecule: messenger RNA, 1266 nt
Organism: Oldenlandia corymbosa var. corymbosa
Lineage: Eukaryota; Viridiplantae; Streptophyta; Magnoliopsida; Gentianales; Rubiaceae
Source: the annotation of a GenBank genome assembly